UUCACACCUAAGCUUUUUCUGCAGUGUUUUUCAGAAACGCAGUACAGUCCAUUUAACAUGAUUUCUUAUGAGACAUGUUCACAUCUCCGCGUUUUCACCCGGUGCAUUUUUUGGAAAGGGUCAGGGACUUUUUUAAACGCAAACAGUUGCAUUUUGAUUCUAUAGACUUCAACGGAAACACUGCAGAAAAGCAUGUAUUGCAUUUUUGAUGCAUUUUAAAUCUGCCUAGCAACAAGAAAAAGAAAAAAAAGCAGAUGCGAAAAUGCAAAACGCAAUGCAGAAAUGGAUCAAACUCAACCUGCAUAGGUGUGAACCUAGC
Staurois parvus is the source of this 319-nucleotide messenger RNA. The record is from the annotation of a GenBank genome assembly. Lineage: Eukaryota; Metazoa; Chordata; Amphibia; Anura; Ranidae.